GGUGAGGAGGAGGAGGAGGAUGGUGAUAGAUGAAUUCCAAGAACUUUUCCCCUUGGUGAAGCCAUAACGCUGAUGUUCCCUUCCAUGUCUUUCCUACAGGAUGGAUAUCCUGCAGGACAUGCACGCUGUUCUGAAGGGAUGAAAAGCAUGGGCUACCCGGGCUUGGACCCUGGGUCCUGCUGCUUUAUUUGUCCUUAUUUAUAGGUGUUCAGAAUUGCAUGCCAUGUUUCCAGCAAUGUGUAGCAUGAAUGGAGUCGGUUUUGUCACCACCAUUCCCGCCGUAACCAUGAUCAUCAUCAUUCACUUGGUUACUCUGCGAAGGACCCGUAAUGAAAGCCGGAAGGUGAACUCCGCGAAGUGAGGCAAUCAUCAUCGUUAUCAGCAGCUUGGUUGGUCAUCAUAAUCAUCAUAUAAUUAUCAUCUAUCACCGAUCUUCAUCAUCGUCAUCAUCAUCAUCAUCAUCAGUCCCAACAAAAUCCAGAUUUGCAAGCCAUAGAGUAUUUGAUCAAGAAAUCUGAACCUGAAUACAUCGUCAAUUCUUUGUGACCAUCGUUGCCAUAGUCAUCAUCAUCAGCAUGACAUGCUCAUUGGAACAAAACCGCGGCUCUAAAAAAGCAAUCUGACAGAUUCUGACUGCAAAUGCCACCCUGCUGUAAACAGUUUCUUCAUAUUUCCAUCCAGCAUUACCAGUCCAUCAGCGAACCAACGAGGAAUCCAUCUAAUCAACCAACCAACCAACCGCCCAACCGCCCAACCGUCCAACCAAUCAAUCAAUCAAUCAAUCAAUCAAUCAAUCAAUCAAUCAAUUACCCAAUUGAUUCCACUGAUAAGCAUCAAUGCCAAUCGUCCCAGUCCAUCCAUCCAUCCCAUGGAAGCUCUCUUUUCUUACUCCGCAAAUCAAUUGCUCUUCACUGCAGUCCAGAAGCGUGUACAAAUAGAGGUAAAUUACUAAAUUAGCAAAUAAGAAUGUGAGAUAAAGAAAUCGUUGAACAAAUACACAAACACACAAACAAGCAAGCAAACAAAUAAAUAAGGUGAGGACAGUCGACAUCUUCAUCAUCAUGGUGACAGCGGAAGAUAAUGCAGAGAGCAAGCUGCUGCUGGUGGAAGAGGACAUGCGGCCUCUAGUGGAGGGGGUUCUUCGGUUUCAUAUAAGGAGUAUGACGGAACUGAAUUAUGACUGUACGAGUGUUAAGGUGUUCCUGAGGAUUUUGAUUCAGGCGUUGGAGAAACGAACCACUCGGGUGCUUGUAGUUAACGGCUAUGCAGUUUGGAACGAAUACAUCCACUUUCCCAUCAGCAUUUUGCGCGAUCAAUCCCACCCUUUCAAUCUGUUAUCGAUCGAGAUCAUUAUUGAGGAGGUGACAUCCUUGCACGUGGUUCUAGGAACCCUCCACUUCCAUCUUCAUGAGGUUGCAAAAGCGGUGACGAGCCAUGGGUGCUUCAACGUGUGGUCGGCAAACGAGAGGGUGGGCAUCCUAGACAUGAGCAUUGCCUUCUUGUACGGUCUGUACGGCUAUGGUAAUUCCCCUCAGCUUCUGUUGCAUGCGAAAAUGGUACCUGAAGAGAACCUAACAGCCUCCUUAUUGCCAAGGUUAUUGAAUCUAAACCGGUGGGACUCCCAACGGAAACCCUCAAACGAUGGGUACAUUGCUAAACCCACACCAGGGAACAGGUUUGGCGCCCUUGCAGAGACAGUUAGAUGGCACACUUCAACUUCUAAACGUAUGAAGGAUGCGGGUGAGGGGGCGGCUAUGGAUCGGAGCCAAAGCCAAGGCCUUGGUGGUGAAAUGACUGCCAGAUCUGUAGGGAUUAACUCCUCAACAGACCUGUUCCGUCAGAUGCCCAACUUAGUGAAGAUGUAUGAAGACUACAGGUACUUCGAUCGAAACGAGAGGGGAUGGAGAUGGAAGCGUACAGCAUUGAUGAGCAAGAUGGUUGUGUCUCUCAUGGCGCAGUCGCACACACCAGAUGUAACAGAGAAGUUGGGAAAGAGAGAUACAAGCUGUCGAAGAGGUAGCAUCGGACCGGAGGUAGAGUCCAUAGCCAUUCCUUUGACGGAACAGAAUGAAGCAAGGUACCUGCAGCGGGACACCAUAGUUGAGGACAUUGAGAAAGAAGAGUCUUCUUCUACAUUGAAAUGUUUGGGAUUUGUACUCAAGUUUCCCAGGUUCUUGUUGCAAAAGCUUCAACAGCUGGCGCAGAAAACUGAUGAUGAUAUACUUCAACCGACUGCAAUCCCCAUAACUCGUCAUCAUCACAAGAAUGGGGGAGCUGCAUGCAGAAAAGAACGGGCAGAGAACCCGCCGAGGAAGAGAAUGGCCAUGUACGUGUGCAUGCCUGCAUCUGCUCAUGUGUCUCGCAUGUACGUGCCUGCAUUUUUUGGGGCGUAUGACAGGAAGAUGGGGAUAUGGCGAGGAGAGGGGGAUAUGGAGAGGAGGAGGAGGAUGUGGACGAGGAGGACGACGAGGAUAGCAAGGACAACGAGGAGGAGUCGUCGCGAUGGGGGAGGAGAAGAGAUGGACGGAGGGAAAAGAGGAAGGGCAGGAGGAGGAGGAGACAUGGACGGCGAGGAAGGGGAGGACACGAGGAAGGGAAGGAGACGAGGAGGCAUUGAAGAUGAGGAAGUAAGAGGAGGAGGAGGAGACAAGGAGGACGAGGAAGGGCAGGAGGAGGAGGAGGAGGAGGAGGAGACGAAAAGGAGAAGGGAGAAGGAGACAUGGAGGAUGAGGAAGGGGAGGAGGACCAAGUGGAGUUACAUGGAUAGGCGCUGUGAGAUCAUAUUACGAACACACACAUGCACAAAGUGGAGUUACAUGGCGUAGGCGCUGUGAGAUCAUAUUACGAACACACACACGCACACAAUCAUAUGCAUGAAUGCG
Chara braunii is the source of this 2882-nucleotide messenger RNA. NCBI's taxonomy places the organism in Eukaryota, Viridiplantae, Streptophyta, Charophyceae, Charales, Characeae. The record is from the annotation of a GenBank genome assembly.